UUUCUCCCCCUGCCGCGUGUAACCAGAUCCCCUGUCCCUCUCUCAUCUUCCCCCAACGUCACACAUCAUUCACAUUCACAUUCACCACCCCCCAUUCAUUCAAAUCAUCUUUCUUCACACACACUUAAACACACACAGAGAAACACCGCAAUGGCGGGUAAUGACUGGAUAAACAGUUACUUGGAAGCAAUUCUGGAUGUGGGUCCUGGACUUGACGAUGCAAAAUCAUCUUUGCUUCUUCGUGAAAGAGGGAGGUUUAGUCCUACUCGUUAUUUUGUUGAUAAUGUUAUUGGUUUUGAUGAAACUGAUCUUCAUCGUUCUUGGGUCAAGGCACAAGCAACAAGGAGCCCUCAAGAGAGAAAUACUAGGCUUGAGAACAUGUGUUGGAGGAUUUGGAAUUUGGCCAGACAGAAAAAACAGCUUGAGGGUGAGGAAGCACAAAGAUUGACCAAACGUCGCCUUGAGCGCGAACGGGGUCGGAGGGAAGCUGUGGCUGAUAUGUCAGAAGAUCUAUCAGAGGGGGAGAAAGGAGACACUGUCAGUGAUGUAAGUGCUCACGGUGAUGGUCACAAAGGUCGUUUGCCCAGAGUUAGCUCAGCGGAUGCAAUGGAGGCUUGGGCUAAUCAACAGAAGGGGAAAAAACUGUACCUUGUACUGAUAAGUCUUCACGGUUUAAUACGUGGUGAAAAUAUGGAGCUGGGUCGUGAUUCUGAUACCGGUGGUCAGGUUAAGUAUGUUGUGGAACUUGCCAGGGCUUUAGCUUCGAUGCCAGGUGUCUAUCGAGUCGAUUUAUUUACUAGACAAGUAGCAUCUCCAGAAGUAGACUGGAGUUAUGGUGAACCAACAGAGAUGCUCUCUCCACAUAAUUCUGAUGGUUUGUCAGAUGAAAUGGGAGAGAGUAGUGGUGCAUAUAUCAUCCGUAUUCCAUUUGGUCCAAAAGAUAAAUAUAUCCCCAAAGAGUCCCUAUGGCCUCAUAUACCUGAAUUUGUUGAUGGUGCACUUGGUCAUAUAAUCCAGAUGUCCAAAGUUUUGGGUGAGCAAGUUGGUGGUGGGCGACCUGUUUGGCCCGUGGCUAUCCAUGGUCAUUAUGCAGAUGCUGGUGACUCUGCUGCUCUUCUUUCCGGUGCUCUAAAUGUACCUAUGCUCUUCACUGGUCACUCUCUUGGGCGAGAUAAAUUGGAACAACUAUUAAGACAAGGGAGAUUAUCUAAAGAUGAAAUAAAUGAUACAUAUAAAAUAAUGCGUAGGAUAGAGGCUGAGGAGCUGACUCUUGAUGCCUCUGAGGUAGUCAUAACCAGUACCAGACAAGAAAUAGAGGAACAGUGGCGCUUAUAUAACGGUUUUGACCCGGUUCUAGAACGUAAACUUCGAGCUAGGAUCAGGCGCAACGUGAGCUGUUAUGGAAGGUUCAUGCCUCGCAUGGUUGUAAUUCCUCCCGGAAUGGAGUUUAAUCAUAUUAUUCCACAUGAUGGUGAUAUGGAUGGUGAAACCGAAGGAACAGAAGAUCGCCAGGCUUCUCCAGACCCACCUAUCUGGGCUGAGAUAAUGCGGUUCUUUACUAACCCACGUAAGCCUAUGAUACUUGCACUCGCUAGGCCUGACCCUAAAAAGAACCUUGCAACUUUAGUAAAAGCAUUUGGUGAAUGUCGUCCAUUACGGGAGCUUGCCAAUCUUACUUUGAUAAUGGGUAACCGAGAUAACAUUGACGAAAUGUCAAGCACCAGUGCUUCCAUGCUUCUUUCAAUCAUUAAGAUGAUUGAUAAGUAUGAUCUUUAUGGUCAAGUGGCAUAUCCUAAACAUCAUAAGCAGAAUGAGGUACCUGAUAUCUACAGUUUAGCCGCAAGGACGAAGGGCGUUUUCAUCAAUCCGGCAUUUAUAGAGCCAUUUGGACUCACUUUAAUUGAGGCUGCAGCCCAUGGGCUACCAAUGGUUGCCACAAAAAAUGGAGGUCCUGUAGAUAUACAUCGUGUACUUGACAAUGGCUUACUUGUUGAUCCCCAUGAUCAGCAGUCAGUUGCCGAUGCCUUGUUAAAGCUCGUGGCAGAUAAGCAACUUUGGUCAAAAUGCAGGUCAAACGGGCUGAGAAACAUUCACUUGUUUUCAUGGACCGAACAUUGUAAAACUUAUCUUUCACGGAUUGCAAGUUGCAAACCGAGGCAACCGGGGUGGUUAAAAAACGAUGAUGACGAUGAUGAUAAUUCAGAACCCGAAUCACCUAGUGAUUCUUUAAGAGAUAUGCAGGAUAUAUCUCUGAACUUGAAGUUUUCAAUGGAUGGUGAUAAGGGAUAUUCUGAUAGCCCGUUUGACUCUGAAGAUAGAAAGAGUAAACUUGAGAAUGCUGUUAUGUCGAUUUCAAAGGGUAUGAUGAAAGGUGCUUCAAGGACCACGUCUGUAGAAAAACCCGACCAAGCUAAGUUCCCUGCAUUGAGAAGACGCAAGCAUAUCUUUGUAGUUGCAAUUGAUGAUGAUAAUAUCAACGGACUUUCCGAAAAUGUUAUAACGAUUUUCGAGGCUGUAGCUAAGGAGAAAAAUGAAGGUUUGAUUGGAUUUAUAUUGGCGACAUCUUUACAGAUGGCUGAAGUCCAUUCGUUAUUGGUCUCAAAAGGAAUUAAUCCUUCUGAUUUUGAUGCUUUUAUUUGCAAUAGUGGUGCCGAUCUUUAUUACACAUCUUCGCAUUCAGAAGAUAAUCCCUUUGUAUUUGACUUGUAUUACCAUUCUCAUAUUGAAUACCGGUGGGGCGGCGAAGGGCUCAGGAAGACUUUAGUCCGAUGGGCUUCUUCCAUAAUUGACAAGAAAGCUGAGAAUAAAAAACAGGAACAUGUUGUUACAGAAGACGAAUCUGUUUCAACUGACUAUUGUUAUGCUUUCAAUGUUCACAAUCCAGCACUUGUUCCUCCUGCAAAGGAACUUCGGAAGAUGAUGAGAAUUCAAGCUCUUCGUUGUCAUGUUAUUUACUGCCAAAAUGGGAGGAAGAUAAAUGUUAUUCCAGUGUUGGCUUCUCGUUCCCAAGCCCUCAGGUACUUAUAUCUCCGAUGGGGUAUGGAUUUAUCAAAAGUAGUGGUUUUCAUUGGCGAAAGUGGCGACACUGAUUAUGAAGGUUUUCUUGGCGGUGUUCAUAAAUCUGUUAUACUAAAGGGAGUUGGUGCCAAUGCUAGCAACCAGCUUCAUGCUAACAGAGUCUACCCACUUUCCGAUGUGUUUCCCACAGACAGCCCUAAUGUUAUUCAGACUCCCGAACAGUUUAGCGUUGCCGACAUUCGUGGGUCAUUGGGAAAACUUGGAGUUCUCAAAGAAUAAAGAAGCACAAUGUUCGGCUGAUGUGUUCAUCUUGUUCUUUUUGUGCAAAUUCAACAAGUUUAUACCACUUAAAAGUUAUAAUGUACAGAAGCUGGACUGCUUUUUGGAAGCGAGAAUGACCAAAUAUUCGAGGAAUAAAGCUACUAAUAAUAAUGACUUGUACUUUAUACAUUUGUUGUGCUUUUGAGCAUUUUAUAUUUUGAUAAGUUAUAGUUUAAUUGUUCAACCUUGAA
Molecule: messenger RNA, 3530 nt
Organism: Erigeron canadensis
Lineage: Eukaryota; Viridiplantae; Streptophyta; Magnoliopsida; Asterales; Asteraceae
Product: probable sucrose-phosphate synthase 1
Exons: 13
Coding region: 151-3297 (1048 amino acids)
Biological process (GO): sucrose metabolic process
Molecular function (GO): sucrose-phosphate synthase activity
Source: RefSeq, a predicted model, not a curated record